This is a messenger RNA of Kwoniella shivajii, 639 nucleotides long. RefSeq lists its product as uncharacterized. The coding region runs from base 1 to 639 and encodes 212 amino acids. The record is from RefSeq and is a predicted model, not a curated record. Gene Ontology annotation, cellular component: epsilon DNA polymerase complex; CHRAC. The transcript is spliced from 4 exons. Lineage: Eukaryota; Fungi; Basidiomycota; Tremellomycetes; Tremellales; Cryptococcaceae. Gene Ontology annotation, molecular function: protein heterodimerization activity; chromatin DNA binding. Gene Ontology annotation, biological process: leading strand elongation; DNA damage response; heterochromatin formation.
AUGCCUCCCAAACCUACCGUCGUACAAGCUCCACCUACCGCCCAACAAGCGGCAGCUGCUGCACAACAGAAAGCCUAUGCUGCAGGAAUAAGUGAAUUCGAAUUACCGAAAUCGAAUUUGACUAAAUUGGCGAAAGGCUCGGUCCCAGAUAAUGUCAAAAUGCAACAAGAUGUAGUACUAGCUUUACUGAGAGGAUCAACGUUAUUCAUAAAUUACCUGACCGUAGCAAGAUCAGGUAAAACCAUCACUGCAUCAGAUGUGAUAAAAGCUAUAACAGAUUUGGAUUUCGGUCCGGCAGACGCUUUAGUACCGCUUUUAGAGCAGGAAUUACAAUCAUAUCGAAAUAUAGUGGCAGCUGCAAAAUUAGCGAAAAAGGGUCCUGCACCAGCAAAGGGUAAAGGCAGGAAAUCGACUGGAACAGUGAAUGAUACCGAUGUAGAAAUGGUAGAAGACGAUGAGGAUGAAGCUGGUGAUGAUGUCGAAGGAGACGAGGCCGAGGAAGAAGGUGAAGGUGAAGGUGAUGGGGACGAAGAUGAAGGAGGAGGACAAGGUCAAAAUGGCGCUGGAGAUGAAACUGAAUUGAUCGAAGCGGAAAAUCAAGAUCAAGAUAUAGAAGAGGGUCAAGAAGAAGAGUUAUAA